UUUUUUUGUGUACGUUACAUAUUUAUAUCACGUAUAUCUCCAUUUUAGUUUUCUCAUGAACCGGAAGUUCUUAGUCGUUCACUCCCCCCUCCUUCUUCGCUUCGUGUUAACAUUUUGAACUUCAUUCAUGUGAGUGUCCCCGGGAGUCUGUAUAGCGCGCGAUGGCAGGCCCGGAGCUCCUGCUGGACUCAAGUAUCCGUUUGUGGGUAGUUCUGCCCAUUGUCUUCAUCACCUUCAUGGUGGGCGUCAUCCGCCAUUAUGUCACUCAGCUGCUGCACAGCGACAAGAAGGUGGACCUGGAGCAGCUUUCCGACAGUCAGGUGCUCCUGCGCAGCCGCAUCCUCCGAGAGAACGGCAAAUAUAUCCCCAGACAGUCGUUCACAAUGAGGAAGCACUACUUCAACAAUGUGGAAACGGGAUUCUUCAAGAAGGUCAAGAGGAAGGUGGUCCCCAAAAACCCAAUCACAGAUACCAGCAUGCUGACAGACAUGAUGAAAGGAAACCUGACCAACGUGCUGCCCAUGAUCAUGAUCGGCGGCUGGAUCAACUGGGCCUUCUCUGGAUUUGUCAUAACCAAGGUUCCGUUCCCGCUGACGCUGCGGUUCAAGCCCAUGUUGCAGCGCGGCAUUGACCUGCUCACGCUGGAUGCGUCCUGGGUGAGCUCCGCGUCCUGGUACUUCCUGAAUGUGUUUGGCCUCAGGAGCAUGUACAGCCUCAUCCUGGGACACGACAACGCCGCCGAUCAAUCGCGGGUCAUGCAGGACCAGAUGACCGGCGCCGCCAUGGCCAUGCCCCCGGACCCCAACAAGGCUUUUAAGAGCGAGUGGGAGGCACUGGAGAUUGUGGAGCACAAGUGGGCCCUGGAGAACGUGGAGGAGGAGCUGAUGGCCCGAGAGCUCAACCUGGCGGGCGUCUUCAGCUAAGACCUCAAAAGUCUGCCGUCCUCGAGCAAAGCGUCGCCCGGGGGGCUUCCUUCGCUCACUUGGCCCGCUGACGUUUUGUCAGCCACUUGUUCCUUUGACCCUUCAACUUGCUUUCACAAAAUCAUUUGCAUUACUCGAUAGAUGAAUUUUCGUAAAAAAAAAAAAAUCAAAUACAAAAAUUGAAAAGUACUUCUUAAAUUUGCUCAUUGUAAAUAUUUGGGAAAUGAACUUGAUUCCGUUGGAAUGAUACUACAAAUGAAAUUUUGAUUUAUAAAAUAAUUGUACAGAAAAUUUGGAAAACUUAUUUACAUCGUCAAUUGUGAAGAAAAGUCAUUGCAAAAUUUGCAUUUUAAAACAUUCAUCUAGUGCUACAUUUUUAUCACUUGUUUCAUUCAAUCAUUGGUUAUUCUUUUCUUUGUUAAAUUUGGGAAUGGGCUGGCCCAUGAUGUUCUAAAAUGGCAGCCCCCCAAGUUUGCCCGGCCGGCCCUGUUCUGGAUGCUUUGACUUCUCUGAUGUCACAGGUCAACCAUUAGAUCAACUUGCUUUUCGUUCAUCCUUAAUUUAUAAAUAAAGGUUUUGAGUUUUA
Messenger RNA from Hippocampus comes (tiger tail seahorse), 1509 nucleotides. RefSeq names its product ER membrane protein complex subunit 3. The transcript has 9 exons. Gene Ontology annotation, cellular component: membrane; EMC complex. The coding region runs from base 162 to 923 and encodes 253 amino acids. Gene Ontology annotation, biological process: protein folding in endoplasmic reticulum. Lineage: Eukaryota; Metazoa; Chordata; Actinopteri; Syngnathiformes; Syngnathidae. The record is from RefSeq and is a predicted model, not a curated record.